Vidua macroura (Pin-tailed whydah) is the source of this 1734-nucleotide messenger RNA. It is a transcript of the gene EGR3, whose product is annotated as early growth response 3. The record is from RefSeq and is a predicted model, not a curated record. Gene Ontology annotation, biological process: regulation of transcription by RNA polymerase II. Gene Ontology annotation, molecular function: RNA polymerase II cis-regulatory region sequence-specific DNA binding; DNA-binding transcription factor activity, RNA polymerase II-specific. Lineage: Eukaryota; Metazoa; Chordata; Aves; Passeriformes; Viduidae.
ACGUCACGGAGCGCUCCCGCAUAAAGGCCCCGCGGAGUCCCCGGCGGAGCAGUCGGGCGGCAGAGAAGGAACCGGCGAGCGGAGCGGGGCCGAGCGCGGGGGAAGCGGGGCCGGGGCCGGGAGCCGGCGAGAGAGAGAGAGAGAGAGAGAGGAGGGGUUAAAUCCUCCCCCCCACCCACCCCCCCCAGCUUCUACAACCACAUCUGCCAGCCAGAUCGCCCCCUCCCCCUCGAGGAAACACCACCAAGGGACCCACGGAGGACCGCGCCCCCCCCCGCGCCCCCUCCUCCGCGGCCACCCCCAGCCCCCCCCCCCGCCUCCUCCUCCUCCCCCCCGCCGCCCCCGCCCCAACUUUUCUUCUUGCAUGAUUUCCCUCGCACGGAUUUGCCACUCGGAUGUUGUUUCCUCGGGAGCCGAGCUCGGAGCCACGUUGAACCAGCCUUUUCCUCCAGUGCUAUGACAGGCAAACUACUGGAGAAGCUGCCGGGGACCAUGAACACUUUGAUGAACCAAUUGCCUGACAAUCUGUACCCAGAGGAGAUCCCCAACUCUUUGAAUAUCUUCUCCAGCACCAGCGACUCGGUGGCUCACUACAACCAGAUGGCUGCAGAUAAUGUUAUGGACAUUGGCUUAGCGAACGAAAAGGCCGGUCAGGAAUUGUCCUCCUACUCGGGCACUUUUCAACCCGCCCCGGGCAACAAGACUGUCACCUACCUGGGGAAAUUCGCUUUUGACUCGCCCUCCAACUGGUGCCAGGACAACAUCAUCAGCCUGAUGAGCGCCGGCAUCCUGGGGGUGCCGCCGUCCUCGGGCGCGCUCACCAGCACGCAGAGCUCGGCGGGCAGCAUGGGGCCGCCGCAGGGCGAGGUGGACCAGAUGUACCCCGCGCUGCCGCCCUACUCCUCCUGCAGUGACCUCUACCCAGAGCCUGUCUCCUUCCACGACCCCCAGAGCAACCCUGGCCUCACCUACUCCCCCCAGGAUUACCAGGCGGCCAAGCCCGCCUUGGACAGCAACCUCUUCCCCAUGAUCCCAGACUAUAACCUCUACCACCACCCCAACGACAUGGGCACCAUCACGGAGCACAAACCCUUCCAGAGCUUGGACCCCAUCCGCGUCAACCCGCCCCCCAUAACCCCGCUGGAGACCAUCAAGGCCUUCAAGGACAAGCAGAUCCACCCGGGUUUCGGGGGGCUGCCGCAGCCGCCCCUCACCCUCAAGCCCAUCCGACCCCGCAAGUAUCCCAACCGGCCCAGCAAGACACCGCUGCACGAGCGGCCCCACGCCUGCCCGGCCGAGGGGUGCGACCGCCGCUUCUCCCGCUCCGACGAGCUCACCCGCCACCUUCGCAUCCACACGGGCCACAAGCCCUUCCAGUGCCGCAUCUGCAUGCGGAGCUUCAGCCGCAGCGACCACCUCACCACCCACAUCCGCACCCACACCGGCGAGAAGCCCUUCGCCUGCGAGUUCUGCGGCCGCAAGUUCGCCCGCUCCGACGAGCGCAAGCGGCACGCCAAGAUCCACCUCAAGCAGAAGGAGAAGAAGGCCGAGAAGGGCUCGGGUGUGCAGCCCCCCGCCGCGCCCCCCGCCGCCGCCGCCACCACCUCGCCCCCCGUCGCCCUCGCCCCUGCCGUCACCACGUGCGCUUGAGGGAUUGUGGGGGGCGGCGCGGUGGCACCCCUUCUCCUCCCCUUGCCCUCGGCACCGCUCCGGGGGGAACCCCACGGUGUUCAG